AUGACACACGAAACUACUAAAAUCAAUAAGAAGGUGAUCGGUUGUUAUUGGCAAAAAAUUGUUAAUGUUGGCUUUGUUUGUCAUAAAAACAGAAGUCGCGGAGUUCAGCAACACUUGCAGCAGGUACAACAACGAGUCCAGGGCGCUGUCGCUCAAGCAGCUACUCAAGCAGCCGUGUUGAGAUGUGAGAAAAGUAGUGACAAAAAUGAACUUUCUUAA
This is a messenger RNA of Pediculus humanus corporis (human body louse), 219 nucleotides long. RefSeq lists its product as uncharacterized. Bases 1 to 219 code for a protein of 72 amino acids. The record is from RefSeq and is a predicted model, not a curated record. Lineage: Eukaryota; Metazoa; Arthropoda; Insecta; Psocodea; Pediculidae. The transcript has 2 exons.